AUGGCCCCUCUAAAUGUGAUCAAACGUCCCAUUCUUCGAGAUUAUGAAAAAGCGAAUGCAGCUGAUGACCCAGUAAACAGGGAGAGGCUGGAGCACCAUUCCAGAUGGGUUAAACCUGAUAGUGGAUGGGUUAAAGUGAAUGUUGAUGCAGCCCUAGACAAGAAAGGUGGCAAAAUGGGUUUUGGGCUAAUCAUGCGUGAUCAUGAAGGUCAAGUAAUAGUGGCCAAGAAUAUUAUGAGGUUAGGAACGUGGAAACCAGCAGUUGCAGAGGUUCUGGCUGUCUACUUUGGUGUCAUUUCUGGCCAAGUACAAAGAGUGCAACAACUGAUUGUGGAAGGGGUUGCUAAGCAAAUAACAGAUGCCAUUCAAGAUGAGGGCCAAAAUCAUAGCCUUUUAGGCCGUUUGAUUGAUGAUGUUAGGCUUGGUCUUAAUGCUAUCCCUAAGUUGAAAGUAGAGCAUGUGAAUCGUGAGGCGAAUAAGGUGGCUCAUAGAUUAGCAAAAUUGGCUCUUACACAAGCCAAUGAUAUUGUAUGGUUGGAAGAGGGUCCCCUUUGUAUUCGAGACAUUGUAUUGACAGAGCAAUUGCCUGGUCAAUGA
Messenger RNA from Corylus avellana, 597 nucleotides. Lineage: Eukaryota; Viridiplantae; Streptophyta; Magnoliopsida; Fagales; Betulaceae. The record is from RefSeq and is a predicted model, not a curated record.